Molecule: messenger RNA, 1129 nt
Organism: Prorocentrum cordatum
Lineage: Eukaryota; Dinophyceae; Prorocentrales; Prorocentraceae
Source: the annotation of a GenBank genome assembly
GGGUGCGCCACGCCGUUCACCGACGCAGGGCAAGGCAAGUUCAACGCCAGCUACGUGAAGAUCUUGUACUGCAAGUUCUGGCAGCUCGAGGGGUGCAUCCACACAGCCCUCAACCCCACGGUCGACACGACGGCGGAAGCACGGGCCAUUACUCUAGACGGUGGAGCGGUUGCGGCGGAGCAGGUGAUUGCGGCAGCAGGGCUCUUCGGCCAGUGGGCAGCGCGGGAGCUGGGCGCCAUCGCGGAGGAACAGGCGCGCGAGGAAGUGGAAGAUUUGGUCGCGCGCGGGGGCAAUGCCGAGACGUCGAGGUUCAGGCCGCCGAGGCGACCCUCGGCCAGGCUAGCAGCGCUGGGACUGGUACUGCGGCUGUCGGACUCAUCGGAGAUUACCCUUAAUUUGCUAGCGACGGAGCUGCUGACGGCGGCUCAGAACGCGCGGCGCCCGCAGGAUUGGACUUGGAGGCCGAUGGACUUGUGCUGCUGGUUGCUCCUGUUGAGCCAGGUGGAGAUGGCGGCGGCAACUUGCAACGCGCACCGGGCUUACCCGAUGGCUGGCCUCUCCGAGGGCAACUGCCGCGCCCGCAAUUUCUGGGGGCAGGUCAACGACGGGCCUGAGGCAAUCUUGCGCAAGUUACUGGAUGACAACGAGCUCUACUUGUCAUCGUCGUUCUUCGAGCAUGAAGGCGGCCAUGCACACGUUGCCACUGCAGAGACGAUGUCAAGACUUGAUCGCGUCAUCACGAACGUUGUGCUUCACGAGGCUACGCAGGCUUACUGGAUUGACUACGAGUCCGACUCUCGCUUCGACAGCGAAGAUCACUUCCCAGUGUACUCGAAGUUGCAGUAUGCUAGCUCGAAGGCACGCAGCGCGGCCCCUGCGGGGCAGCUUUCGGCGACCACUCUGAUCUCCUACGCAGGCAACGCGCGCUUGAAUUACGUGAUCGACCAGGGGCUCGCGAGCCUGCUCGAACGAUCGUUGGCCCUGCUGCGCUGCUGCGAGAUCCGUGCCCUCGGGCAGUUCGUGACGUGCCUGUGGAUCCUCUCCAGCCUGGUCUCAGAUCCGUGGCCCUUCGCGGAGCCCCGAGCGCUCCCAGGAGCCCGCGCGGGCCUCCCGACCGCGCCCACGGAUG